AGUGCGGCAGGGCAAGUGUCUGCCUCGCGAUCAUAGAAUGUCUUUGCAGCAAAAUAAACUGUGCUGCUUGAUCGUGCGAGAGUUAUUUGGUGAGGUUGCCGAAUCAGUUACUCAUCUACUUUUGCGUGGUGCCGCUCCCCUCAACCGAGUAUGUCCUCCAGGUGUGAUGAAGCAGAAGGCGAAACGUGCAUUAGCUGCGUUAAUGCAUCAUGGCCUAGUAAACUUCGUGUCACAAGGAUCUCUCGUGCUGUAUUCGAUCGACGCUCUCGCAGUCCAACGUAUUCUACGUUAUCCGCGAUAUCUACAGCAAAUGAAAGACAAUUUUUCGGAUAUCUGCGAGUCCAUUAUCCAGGAACUGAUGAACCACGGUCGUCUACCCCUGUCCGCAAUAUUGUUCACUGUUGGUUGCAGAGUAUUUGCGCUCGAUCCAUCGAAGCUGGCCGUCCCAGAAAUCGAGAAGCACUUCAAACUUUUACGAAAAGAAGGUUUCAUAGAGCAAUGUCCAAGAGUUACAGAUUCGGAAAGCUACUUGAAAAAUAAUGAAGAGCUAGUUCCAAGCUUCGUAUCGAAGGUAGUCAUUGAAGUGGACGUGAAAGCGGAAGCAAUUCAUGAGAGAAUAGUAUCAAGUGCCGCAGACGAGGGUGAUCAUCCAGACAAGAACAUACUGUGGCGUAUAAGCGGAAGUCGGUUCGACGCGCAAAUCAGGGACUCAAUAGUGAUCGAAGCUGCCGUGAGAAAAACGGAUGAGUUGGGAGGCGCGUUGGUGAAGAAAAUGCUGUCGGAUUCAUCAUCACGCCUUCACCAAGACCCGAUUGUUGGCGAUAUUUCUUUCUUCGUCCUGAAGAGUGAUAUUUUGAAAUUAUGCCUUAAUUCGUUGGCUGAGAAGCUUAGGGAUUACCUCGAAGUUUUGCAGAGUGGUACGUUGAAAAUUGUGCGCAAGAUCGGGGAUUCCGGAGGUGGCCAAUACGCAAUCGCGCUGAAAGACACUGUGGACGUACUGACUGCCUACGCCGUGCGGUCCAUUGUGCAAGAGAGACACGGCACUAAAGCAGCGCGAGUUUUCGCCUUGAUGCUGGACAACGCCUUCGUGGACCAAGAGCAAAUUCAGCAAACCGCGUUGAUUCCCGCCAAGGAAGCCAAAGUGCUCACUUACAUACUGUCGGAGAAUCACUUCGCGUCCGUUCGCGAAAUGCGGAAGUCGGUCGGAGCCGGCGCGGGAGCGAUGAAAAGCGUUUACCUGUUUCACGUGGACUUGCCCCACGUGGUUCGUGGCCUCGUGGAGCGAUGCGAGAAGUCCCUGGGCAAUGUGUUGUGCCGGAAGGAAGCGGAAGUGAUGGACAGUGAGCGGCUGAUGGACAAGAAGCGGCGAGUCGACGCUUUGCUCAAGACACUCGUGGAGCAAGGAGCCAGUCAGGAAGAGCUGAAGGAAGUGGACGCCAUGAUCACGCCACCGGAAAGAGACCUCGUCACCAAAGUCAACUACGUCCUGGACAAGCUUUCGUCUGCAGAGCUUGAAAUCGACUCGACCCUGUUACUUUUCCAGGUCUAUCUGGAAUUUGAUGAGAUGGCGAAAAGGAAGCGCUCUUCGACUCGCGGACGAGGGCGAAGCAAACGGGCCAAAGCUUCAUGA
This is a messenger RNA of Notodromas monacha, 1630 nucleotides long. NCBI's taxonomy places the organism in Eukaryota, Metazoa, Arthropoda, Ostracoda, Podocopida, Cyprididae. The record is from the annotation of a GenBank genome assembly.